AACUGCCACUUACCACCAUGCAGAGUUCUGCGAGCCCGCCCGCCACUUCACAGAGCGUGAGAUAAGGCAUUGCAGAACCUUGUUCGAAAAUGGAGGUCAAUACCAUGUCCCAGGCUUUGCAACUUCACGCACGAGUUCUGAAAUUAGGAAACACACAGACCAGCGAGUCCCAGAAAAUUUUGUCCAAUAUCUUCACUUUUUCCGCCCUAUCAGCCGCUGGAGAUCUCAACCACGCUCGUCUCAUCCUCAAAUCCAAUCCUUCCUUGAACUCUUACUUUUACAACACCAUCAUCCGAGCUUACUCUUGGAGCUCCGACCCCACCCAUCCCUCACAAGCUCUCUCUCUUUUCCUCUCAAUGCUCCAUGGACCGUCCCAUAACAUGCCUGGACCUGAUAAGUUUACUUUCCCCUUUGUACUCAAAUGUUGUGUCCGUUUGAAUCUCAUCCCUCAAGGGGAACAGAUCCAUGGGUUGAUUGCUAAAAUGGGUUUGAGUUCGGAUUUGCAUAUUGGGAAUUCGUUGAUUUAUAUGUAUUCAGAGUUUGGGGAAGUGGGAAAUGCAUAUGAUAUGUUUGAUAGAAUGUCUAAGAGAGAUGUGGUGUCCUGGACUUCUAUGAUUGAUGGCCUUGUUGACAAUGAUCGGCCUGCUGAAGCAAUAAAGAAGUUUGAAGAAAUGUUGGAAAGUGGGAUUGAGGUGAAUGAUGCUACGGUUGUAUCUGUUUUAAGAGCAUGUUCUGAAAUGGGAGCGUUAAGUGUGGGGAAGACAGUGCAUAAAAUUGUGAAGGAGAGGAAGCUUCAUUAUAAGGGUAAUGUUAUGACAGCGCUCCUCGAUAUGUACGCCAAAUGCGGUUGUAUAGAAAGUGCAUGGCAGGUUUUUAAUGGUGAUGUCAUGGACAGAGACGUUUUUGUUUGGACGGCAAUGAUUUCUGGCCUGGCUAGCCAUGGAAAAUGCAAGGAAGCUAUUGACCUGUUUUAUGAAAUGGAAGCUUCAAAAAUAAAACCUGAUGAAAAGACAAUGACCGCAGUUUUAUCAGCAUGUAGGAAUGCGGGCUCGAUUCCUCAAUGUUACAAAUUUUUUAGUAGCAUACAAAAAAGAUACGGUAUAAGACCAACUAUUCAGCACUACGGUUGCAUUGUAGACCUCCUAGCCAGAGUAGGUCGUUUAAAAGAAGCCGAAGAGUUUAUUAAUAAAAUGCCGAUCAAACCUGAUGCAAUACUUUGGAGAACCCUGAUAUGGGCUUGUAAUAUUCAUGGGGAUACUACUAGAAUUAAGCGUUUGAUGAAACACCUUGGGUUACAAGAGAUGGAUGCAGAUGAUAGUGGAAGCUUCAUACUUGCUAGUAAUGUUUAUGCAUCAGAGGGAAAGUGGUGUAAAAAGGCGAAAACGAGGGAGUUGAUGAAACAGAAAGGACUAGUAAAGCCAGCAGGAUGUAGCAGGAUUGAAGUUGAAGGUGUGAUACAUGAAUUUCUGAUGGGAGAUUAUAAUCACUCUGAAGCAAAGAACAUAUAUGUCAAAUUAAAUGACAUGGUAGAUAAAUUGAGAAAAGAAGGGUAUUAUCCAAAAGUUUCUGAAGUCUUGCUUGAAGGAGAUGAUCAGGAAAAAGCCAAUCAGCUGCUUCACCACAGUGAGAAACUUGCUCUUGCUUUUGGAUUAAUCAGAACAAGUCCGGGGUCUGAAAUCCGAAUCGUGAAAAAUCUAAGGUCUUGUGAUGACUGUCAUGAAUUUAUGAAACUAGUCUCUAGGGUAUACCAAAGAGAUAUCAUAGUAAGAGACAGAAUACGUUUUCAUCAUUUCAAAAAUGGUGACUGCUCUUGCAAGAAUUACUGGUAGCAUUAAGAUUGUUGUUAGAUAUUGGCAAUUGAUGUGCAAUGAGAUAUUCAGAAGCAUACAAGACACGGGAACUGCUAGUUUUGAGGCAUAAUUUGUCAAUUGAAAAAUGUAUAUAUUUGAAAUGUUCACU
Messenger RNA from Neltuma alba, 1959 nucleotides. Its product is annotated as pentatricopeptide repeat-containing protein At4g21065-like. Bases 90 to 1829 code for a protein of 579 amino acids. The record is from RefSeq and is a predicted model, not a curated record. Gene Ontology annotation, biological process: RNA modification. The transcript has a single exon. Gene Ontology annotation, molecular function: RNA binding; zinc ion binding; protein binding. NCBI's taxonomy places the organism in Eukaryota, Viridiplantae, Streptophyta, Magnoliopsida, Fabales, Fabaceae.